ACAUCUUCAUAAGAAAAAAAGCAAGCGCGUGGCUAGUGAGUGAUCAUUCUUUCUAUAAAGAAGGGGAAAGGUCCCUUCUUCUCGUUCUUCUCCCUCUCUCUUUCUCUCGAGCUUAUUUCUUCCCGGACAUCUAUCAAAUCGUCCAUCAAUUUCAAUUUCUUUGGUAUAGUUAUUAUGGUCGUGUGCCCGGUGGGCUCGAAGCGGAAUCGGGAAGAGUAAUGGAAAAAGGGAAAGAGAGACGGUGUGACGGUCUGGUGUACUCUCGAUCCCACUGGGAUCUCAUGAACUCGGGUGGCUUGGUGAUUGGCUUCUAUUGUUGGGGUUGGGAGUUCUUGACUGCUCUCCUUCUUUUCAGUUGGCCUUCGUCUCCCUUCUAUUAGAUUUCUUAUAUCAUUCAUUUCCAAUUCCAAUUCAUAUUCCAUCUUAGGGUUUUUAGGUCGGGGGUUUAGAACAAGUUUUGAUAUUUUUCUAGUUAUAGUUUCGAUCGAACCUAAAGGAAUUAGCGAAGAUGGCUCAGAGAUGUGUGCCGGCUCCGUUCCUGACGAAGACGUAUCAGUUGGUGGAGGAUCCGAUCACCGACGACGUGAUCUCCUGGAACGACACCGGAACUACCUUCGUCGUCUGGAAACCUGCAGAUUUCGCCAAGGAUUUGCUUCCUAAGUACUUCAAGCACAACAAUUUCUCCAGCUUCGUUCGCCAACUUAACACCUAUGGUUUCCGGAAGAUAGUGCCGGACAGAUGGGAAUUCGCGAACGAGUCAUUCAGAAGAGGAGAAAAGGAUCUCCUCUGCGAUAUCCACCGGCGUAAGGCGGCGCCGACGUCUCCAGAUGUCGGAAAAUCCAACGGCAAUGGCGGUAGCGGCGGCGGCGGAGGAGGAGGAGGACUGUCAACGCCUGCGAUUUCGGGGGAGGAUGUGGGGUCCACAUCGACAUCGUCACCCGGGUCGAGGAACCACGGUUCGGAUGAGACGGCGGUUUCGGAUCUUUCCGACGAGAACGAGAAGCUCCGGAAGGAUAACCAAUUGCUGAGCGCAGAGCUGGCGCAGACUAAGAAGCAGUGCGAGGAGCUGAUGACCUUCUUGUCCAGCUACCUCAAGGUGGGUCCCGAGCAGAUCGACCGUAUCAUGUCGCAAGGGACCAAUGGGCCCAGCCGUGAUCCGUCGGUCGAGAUCAAUAUCAGUGACGACAACAACAAUGAUGAUGAUGACGAAAAAUUAGAAGCACAGGAGGAAGAAGUGAAGCUGUUCGGGGUGUGUUUGAAGAUGAACGGUGGAAGAGGGGGGAAUAAUAAGAGAGGACGUGGUCCUGAAGACUUGGGUGGAAGUGGGUCACCUAUGAAAGAGAUGAAAGUGGCUAGGGACUUUGAGGUUCCAUGGAUGAGGAUAUCUUCUUCCCCAGGUGAGACCAGCAAGGUCUGCAACUGAAGUCUGGUAGUAGAAGUAGUAGUAGUAAGGACCUGUUUGGUUUUCCUGUUGUCGAUGGAUAUGACAUUGUAGUCUUCGAAUUAGUUGAUGACGAUUGGUAAUGGUGGGAGUCAGGGAAGGCCCAAAAAAGCAGAAAAAAAGUCCUUUCUUUUGAUCUUAAGCCGUGCAUGCGUAGUAGAAACUAGAAAGGUGUAGAAGAUCUUCACAUGUGUGCUUUUUUCUUCUUUAUUUUCCAUUUCAGUCAAUGGUGAAUUGUUAUGAUGAUGAUGAUUGUAAAGGGGCUUGGGAUGUGAAACGUGGAAAGGAUAAGAGAAACUCUUCACACCAUGAUUUCUAUCCUCUCUUUAUGUACAUAAUAGUAAUAUUCUUCUUUUCCAUUA
Molecule: messenger RNA, 1803 nt
Organism: Macadamia integrifolia
Lineage: Eukaryota; Viridiplantae; Streptophyta; Magnoliopsida; Proteales; Proteaceae
Product: heat shock factor protein HSF24-like
Exons: 2
Coding region: 509-1423 (304 amino acids)
Biological process (GO): regulation of transcription by RNA polymerase II
Cellular component (GO): nucleus
Molecular function (GO): RNA polymerase II cis-regulatory region sequence-specific DNA binding; DNA-binding transcription factor activity
Source: RefSeq, a predicted model, not a curated record